AUGCCUAAGAACAGACUAUCCAAAGAGAAGAGAGACCAAGCGAAAACGGAAAAGAGACGUGCCAGGAGAGUAGAAAAGGAAACCAAGGAGAAUGACCGCGCGAAAGCAAGAUACGAAAUUGGUUCUACGCAGAUACACGCAGAUACAACUGUCGUGGAUCAAUACAUGUCAGGCGAGAUUUCAACAGCCGAGGCAGUCGACGUUCUGGCAAAGCCAAUAGAUGACGUUUAUUCAACUGCAAACGCUGGUACAGAAUAUUUUCGACAAGAGAGGGUCGCUCGAAUACAGCGAAAGUAUUAUAGUUUCGAGAGGGCACUCGAGCUUUGGGGGCCUGAGCAAGAUUGGCCUGAACCUGAGACUGAGCACGAUCAUUCCAAGAACGCCGAGAUGCUUCUUUGGAACCUAUGGUACUCAAUUCUUCACACAGCAAAGAAAAUAGCCUUCACCAACGAAACUCGACAGGACAAACUAGUUGAUCUAGUCAAAGCACUCAAAGCCCGACCAAAUCCCCCGGAACCAGUACCAAUGACGAUCCCCCUCAAAAGAGACUGGGUCUGGCAACUAGGCACGGUUUGGAGCGAUCUGAUUAUUCUGGGCGCUUCAAUCACCGAGGUGAGGAACGACUCCUGUGGAUGCGGAGCCGGUUGGUUAUGGCCAGAACAACAAGCGGAGCAGAACCUGAAUGCGUUCUACGCUCGACUGACUGCCAGCGGAGUAGCAAACAUACACCUCCAAGGAGAAAUAUGUGCUGUUGAUGCGCUGGAAAAAGCCCCGACGCCAUGGUAUCGGCGUGUAUCACCACCACCAGACCAUGAGAUUCUUAGUCACUACGUCACUUGCGCUGCGUUGUGGACUAUCAUUGCUGGGAAGGAGGUUUAUGCUAGGUAUCCGCAUACGAGAGAUGAGAGGGAUAUUGAGGUGGUGGAUAGGAUAUUGAAGUUGAGGGACAAAGAACUCCCGUGGAACAGAUCACGGAAGAGGUAUAAAGGCCGGGCGAGAUGGGAGACGGCAAGGAGAGAAUUUGCACGGAGGAGGCUUGAGGCUGAGUCUCAGAAUGAGGAGUUGUCACCCGAAGUUCGAGACUUGGCUGGACGAGCUGCGAAGACAAUGGCUGGCAUUGUCUGGCAAAAGUAG
Fusarium fujikuroi IMI 58289 is the source of this 1134-nucleotide messenger RNA. RefSeq lists its product as uncharacterized. The coding region runs from base 1 to 1134 and encodes 377 amino acids. The record is from RefSeq and is a predicted model, not a curated record. Lineage: Eukaryota; Fungi; Ascomycota; Sordariomycetes; Hypocreales; Nectriaceae. The transcript has 2 exons.